AUGAGCUAUCCCAUUGAAAAUAUAGACAAUUUUACAGAAAUUGAAGCGAAGGUAUCACUCCAAAAUCUCGUAGACAUAACUGUCGAACAAAUUUUGGUACAUAUCUCUGAUUUAAACCACCCAUGUGAUAUCGUUUCAAUAUACAAAUGGGGUAUGGAUGGUAGCAGUGGUCAUCCAGAGUUUAAACAAAGAUUUAUUGAUUCAAAUAGUACAGAUUCAACUGUAUUUUGCACGAAUUUGGUACCCCUUUUACUGAAAACUGGAGACUCAGUUAUCUGGAAAAAUGAAAGUCCAAGUUCUUCCAGUUUGUGCAGGCCAAUUAGAAUAGCUUUUUGCAAGGAAGACACUGCUUCCACUCAAAAAGAGUAUUCAAGAGUAAUGAAAGAAAUUGAUGAAUUAGCAAACACUACAAUUAGACUAAACAAUUCUGUUGAAGUUACUGUACAACACGAAUUCCUUUUUACUAUGGUGGAUGGAAAAAUAAUAAAUGCAAUAAGCGAAAAUAAGGCGACUUCGAGAUGUCCUGUUUGUCUUGCUGGUCCAAAAACUUUAAACGAGAUACCAAAGGAGAAUACUGCUAAGGAUGUAUUCAAAUUUGGGAUAUCUCCACUUCAUGCCAAAAUUAACUGUAUGGAGUUUUUACUAAGAUGUAGUUAUAAGCUGCCUGAAACAAAAAAUGAGCAGGAAAUAAGAAAGAAAGAAGUUCAAAAAAGUUUCAAAGAAAAAACUGGUUUAAUUAUUGGCAAACCAAAACCUGGAUUUGGCAUUUCGCAUGAUGGAAACACAGCGCGAAGAUUUUUUCAAAAUUCGGAAUUGACAUCUGAAAUUAUAGAUAUUGAAUUAUCUAUCGUAAAAAGAUUUGCAAAUAUUCUCGCUGCUAUUUCAUGCAAUAGGACAAUUUCACCAGAAGCCUACAAAAAAUAUGCCUUCGAAACUGCGGAGCUUUUCCUCAACAUAUAUCCACAAUUUAAGUUUUCCCCAACAGUACAUAAAAUUCUGUACCAUGGACACAAAUACCUGGAAAAGUUUCCUUCCAUUCCAUUAGGUGCCCUUAGUGAAGAGCCUCAGGAAGCCCGAAAUAAGGACUUCAAGAAAUUUAGGACAGAUUUUUCACGGAAAAUAUCUCGUAAGGCUAAUUUGCAAGAUGUUUUUAAUAGAUUAAUGUUGACUUCAGAUCCUCUAUUUUUUUACAUUUAUCAAACAUUUCAAAAAUCAAAGCUUUCGAAGAAAACAGAAAAAGAACAUUUGCACAUUGACUUACUAAAUAUUGAGGCCUGUAUCGAUAAUGACAUAAUGACACAGGCAUAUGACUCCAGUUCGGAUGAGGAAUCGGAAGAAAUCGAUAGCAUUGCGGAUGAUGUAAAUGAUUCAGAAAAUGAGUUUGAAGAUAUUCUUUUAUAA
This is a messenger RNA of Ceutorhynchus assimilis (cabbage seed weevil), 1401 nucleotides long. NCBI's taxonomy places the organism in Eukaryota, Metazoa, Arthropoda, Insecta, Coleoptera, Curculionidae. The record is from the annotation of a GenBank genome assembly.